This is a messenger RNA of Notolabrus celidotus (New Zealand spotty), 1362 nucleotides long. RefSeq names its product solute carrier family 25 member 26 (gene slc25a26). The record is from RefSeq and is a predicted model, not a curated record. The coding region runs from base 167 to 952 and encodes 261 amino acids. Gene Ontology annotation, molecular function: S-adenosyl-L-methionine transmembrane transporter activity. Gene Ontology annotation, cellular component: mitochondrial inner membrane. Lineage: Eukaryota; Metazoa; Chordata; Actinopteri; Labriformes; Labridae. The transcript is spliced from 10 exons.
GUUGUCACGUGAGUAGCACAUGACAUGACGUCAUGCGGAAGUAGCUCAACCAAGAUGGCAGCGUCCUUGACAGGCAUGUUUUGAUUUGUGUUGAGUGUCAAACAUGCUUGAAAGUUACAAUUUAACGUGUUGCAGGACUAGCAGAAGGAGACUUUGAGAGCGGAACAUGGAGAGACGACAGUUCGUUGCGUCCUUAGUGGCAGGAGGCUGUGCAGGGAUGUGUGUGGAUCUGACCCUUUUCCCCCUGGACACCAUUAAGACAAGACUGCAGAGUCAGCAGGGCUUCUACAAGGCAGGGGGCUUCAGGGGCAUCUAUGCUGGAGUUCCAUCUGCUGCUGUCGGCUCCUUCCCCAACGCCGCUGCUUUCUUUGUCACCUACGACUGCACAAAGUCCCUGCUCGGCGCCGGAGGAGUGCUAGCAGCACCACACGUGGCACCUGUCACUCACAUGUUGGCCGCCUCCCUGGGAGAAAUAGUGGCGUGUUUGAUCCGGGUUCCCACAGAGGUGGUCAAACAGAGGACCCAGGCCUCUCCUUCUUCCACUACCUACCGCAUGCUAGUGACCACACUGAGUGAAGAGGGUUUCCGAGGCUUGUACAGAGGCUACGGGAGUACGGUUCUUAGAGAGAUCCCAUUCUCGCUGGUGCAAUUUCCACUUUGGGAAUAUUUAAAGACUCUGUGGUCACGGAGGCAAGGUCACACGCUCUACUCUUGGCAGGCUGCAGUGUGCGGAGCUUUUGCAGGUGCGGUAGCGGCUUGGUUACCACUCCUCUCGACGUGGCGAAGACCAGGAUUAGCUUGCAAAGGCCGGGUCGACCGCAGCGAGCGGCAACAUCCCUCUGGUGCUGCACGACGUGUGGAAGAGCAAAGGAAUUACAGGUCUAUUUGCAGGCAGCAUACCAAGAGUAACCUUCAUCAGCCUGGGUGGUUUCAUCUUCCUGGGAGCCUAUGAGAAGGUCCGCAGCACUGUGCUGUAGCAGCACGUCCUCUGUGACCGUCUUGAGCCCUGACCUAGCUGAGGAGCAGCAGGGGAUGCUGGGUGUCUCUGGAAGUUCCACCCUCAUCACCCCUGGGAAUGGAAACUGCACCUCACUGUUUGUGAGGCCUAGAAAGAGCUGCAAACACCUGGUGCUCUGAGGAAGAGUCAGCCUCUGGCCCGAUCUUGUUACCCAGAGGGCUGCAUUCCUACUCAUCGGUGUCCUGCUGACAAAGUUUCCCAGCCUGAAGGUUGAGCUUCUGUAAUGUCACUAACAGUGUGCAGAAAUGAAGCCACGCCCUGUCGUUAGAGACUAGUAAAGAAGCAUUUUACUGUUUAAUGUGUGUGAAUCAAUAAGUUAUGCUAUUAAACCCUGUCUCUUUUUA